CUACUGCAGCGAUCACUAGACUUCCCAAAAAGUGAUGCCAUGAAGACAAUGGAGCUUGUUUUUCUGCUCAUCUUCUUUCCUGUCACACUUUCAGUGAAACACUCGCUGAAGUUUUUUGCCACAAUAUCCUCUGGAGUCAAAAACUUCCCAGAUUAUGUGGUUGUUGGGUUGGUUGAUGAAGUUCCAGCAGGUUACUGUGACAGCAUCAGUAAGAAAGGAGAAGCCAAACAGGACUGGUCACAAAAAAUGUUUGAAGAUGAUCCACAGCACUUGGAGUUGUACACUCAGAGGUGUUUAUUAAACCAAUAUGAAUACAAAGCUCACAUUGACAUUUUGAAGCAGCAACUGAACCAAACUGGAGGUGUCCACAUCUUCCAGAAGAUGAACGGCUGUGAAUGGGAUGAUGAGACUGGAGAGGUUAAUGGGUUUGUUCAGUUUGGUUAUGAUGGAGAAGACUUCAUAGCAUUUGACCUGAAGACACUGACAUGGAUCGCUCCAAAACCACAAGCUGUCAUCACCAAACACAAGUGGGACAGAGAUAGAGCUCUCAAUGAAUGGUGGAACUACUUCCUCACCCAGCAGUGCCCUGAGUUAGUGAAGAGAUAUUUGGACCUUGGGAAGAGCUCUCUGCUGAGAACAGACCUUCCCUCAGUGUCUCUCCUCCAGAAGACUCCCUCCUCUCCAGUCAGCUGCCACGCUACAGGUUUCCACCCUCACAGAGCCAUGAUGUUCUGGAGGAAAGAUGGAGAGGAGCUUCAUGAGGACGUGGAACACGGAGAGAUCCUCCCCAACCAUGAUGGAUCCUUCCAGAUGAGUGUUGACCUGAACCUUUCAUCAGUCACACCUGAAGACUGGAGGAGAUACGAAUGUGUGUUUCAUCUCUCUGGUGUGAAGGACGACAUCGUCACCAAACUGGACAAAGCAGUGAUCAGAACCAACUGGGUUUCUCCCUCAGAGUUCCCUGCUGGUCCUGUUAUUGGAGGUGUUGUAGGACUGCUGCUGCUCCUGGCAGUCUGCAUCACUGGAGUCUUCAUCUGGAGAAGGAGAGAUAAUGGAUUCAGGCCUGCAAACUCUUCAGACUCGUCAUCCUCUGAUCCAUCUUCAGUCAAAGAUGCAGCUCUUAACUGAUCACAGAGUAACAACAUCUGGAGAGAACUGAUGCUGCUGUCCAGCUGUUUCCUCAAACCUUUGGUGGAGAUGAAUCACUGCAGCAGCUACCAGACACCAAAGAGCCACAACGUUACUCCAGUGGGGCAUCUUUUGUCUUCAGAUAUCAAAUUCAUAUCAGUUAGUCAUGUGAUGUACUGUCUUUGAUGAUGAUGGGAGACAUGCAGCACUUUAACCUCUGCUUCUAACGCUGGAGUCAAACCUAAAACUUUAAAUGUUCAACUACUCAUGCUUUCACUAACAAUUAGUUUGACAGUUUGCAUUUUAGAAACACUAAUGAAGAUUCUGCACUAGGCCACGAUUGAAAAAACACAGUUUUUGUUUC
Molecule: messenger RNA, 1492 nt
Organism: Thunnus maccoyii (southern bluefin tuna)
Lineage: Eukaryota; Metazoa; Chordata; Actinopteri; Scombriformes; Scombridae
Product: major histocompatibility complex class I-related gene protein-like
Exons: 8
Coding region: 40-1128 (362 amino acids)
Biological process (GO): immune response
Cellular component (GO): external side of plasma membrane
Source: RefSeq, a predicted model, not a curated record